UCACGUUACAACCCGGAAGUAUUGCCCUUUUCUCUGAUUAACGUUUGAACCGACGAGAAUGAACAAUUUAUUUUCUGGAGAAACAAUAAAACGCGAUGCUGCUGACAUCGUACAGCCUCCGACAGUAAUAUUUGCGUCUUAAUCCGUGGUGCUGGAGGCGGAGGCGGUCGAGUGCGAGCAGCUACGCCCUGAUGCCAGCCACCCCGUCGGAGGAGAAAAUAUCCUCACUGUGUUUACAAGUCGGCUGAGAGGAAUUGUUUCCCCGCAGUGUGUCGUUAGCUAAUCGUGCGGCUCUGUCUGUGUGUCACUUAGCCGAAAAGAAAAAUAAGAAGAAAGAAAGAAAAGAAAAAAAACAUGGCUGAGCUUCAUGUUGUGGAGCCGAGCGGGGCUGGCACCAUAGAGCAGCCGGAGCACCGUGAUGUCCGGGGCUCGGUGCGCCUGGCUUCGCCCACUCUCAUGGUCCCUGCGCGGAGCAGCCCGCUCAGUCCCGGCGGGGUGUCCGUGUUCGGGUUCCCGGGGAAGAGCAACCCGGGCCCCCCGUCCGAGCCGGUGGAAAAGCCGGGCUCACGCUGGGUCCGGCUCAACGUCGGGGGCACCUACUUCAUCACGACCAAACAGACGUUAUGUAGGGACCCCAAAUCCUUCCUGUUCCGACUGUGUCAAGAAGACCCGGACCUGGACUCUGACAAGGAUGAAACGGGAGCCUACCUGAUCGACAGGGACCCCACAUACUUCGGGCCCAUCCUCAAUUACCUCCGGCAUGGAAAACUGAUCAUGGACAAGAAUCUGGCUGAGGAAGGAGUUUUAGAGGAAGCCGAGUUCUACAACAUCGCGUCGCUGGUGAGGAUGGUGAAAGAGAGGAUACGGGACAACGAGAACCGGACGUCUCAGGGCCCUGUGAAGCAUGUGUACCGAGUACUACAGUGCCAAGAGGAGGAACUCACGCAGAUGGUCUCAACCAUGUCGGACGGUUGGAAGUUUGAGCAGCUCAUAAGCAUCGGCUCCUCGUACAACUAUGGCAACGAAGACCAGGCAGAAUUUCUAUGCGUAGUUUCCCGGGAACUCAACAACUCCACCAACGGCAUCGUCAUCGAGCCCACCGAGAAGGCCAAAAUCCUUCAAGAGCGAGGCUCGCGGAUGUGAAGAGAUCCUGAGCUAAACAACACUUUUAUCAGCAACAUUUCAUCAGCUCCCCCUCCACUUUUCACCAACAUCAUCAUCAUCAUCACCAUCAUCAUCAUCAUCAUCAUCAUCAUCAUCGGUAGCCCGCUCCUUCUCCUCUGGUGUGCCUUUCCACAGACGGGGCUCCCCGACAUCCCCCUACUCCUUCAAUGCUGCAGCACCGCCCUGACUUGUCUUCUCAUUUCUUCUCCCGUUUAAAAGAGACGACAAGUGAGUGGUUUUCCUCAUUGCAGCUUUUUGAUGGUCAGUGACACAGCAGGCGCAGGCUAUGGUGCUGGUUGUAGCUUGGUUACGUUGUUGUUGUUGUCAGUGGACGAAACGCCCAGCACAGACCUCCUAUAGAUCCUCAUCUCCAUUUUGUUCUUCAUUGCUCUUAACAGAGGUGAUGCCUCCUCUCUCUUACGCAUUUGGCUCUGUCGAUUUAGCAGAAACCUCCUCAGGACUCUUAAAGGACAUAAAGGAAUGAAAAGGAUUUCACUGACUGAGCCUCUGUCUCUGUAUUUGAGUCGGAGUGAGCCUCGACGGACGACGUCUCCCUCCGUCUCCGCUGAUGUCCGAGGCAGGUCGUGGCACAAUAAACCGAGCCAGCGGGCGGCUUGGUGCAGAAUCACCAUCUAGAUACCGCUUAAAUCGAGUGACGGCGAACCACAAGAUUACCACUGUUUCCUAGCUCGAUUUGAUCUGUGAGAAUUUCCACAAGAAAUCAAAUGACUCAAAGAAAAAAAAAAAAGACUACGCUUGUGUACAAUUUGUCAAGGCAUGUGAGGAAUCUAUAUAAAUCUAUAUAGGCUACAUGAAGAAAUUAUAUGAAAAAUUGAAUGCAAAUGGUGUAAUUAUUGAUUUCUGUAUCAUAGUUGUCAUAUAUUUACAUAUUCUGGUGGGUGGGUCUAUUUAAACGAUAAAGAAAAUAUCAGUUUUCAUAACCAGUUUUCCCACCUUAUAACAUGGGUUUGUGUACGCAGUGCCUCUCUGCUUUCUGUCCACAACUGAAAUAUCACAGGUUUUUCAGCUGCACGUUUUCCGUCCACAAACAAACAGAAUGAAAAGAUAUUGUCAGUACGUUUUCUCUUAAAUAUCCUACUUUGAUCGAUUGCAUAUCUUAAAGUUGUAAUUCGGGACAAGGAAACCGUUUGGAAAAGUGUAGCGUGGCAGGUUGGACCUUGGCCAGUCUGUAUGCUGCCUCAAAAACCUUAAAGCAUCCUCCCCUCCUCCAACUCGUGCUGCUCUCACGCCGAUAUCUGCUCACUUUGCAGCUGCCUCUUGUCGCCGCUCUUCACCUUAACACCCAACUGACUGUGUUGUUGUUCUCACAUUCUGCAGCACUUGUAGCAACCGUGGCGCAAGCUGAACCGCACUGGUUAAAAGCCCUGAGAUAUCUGCGUCUGUGUUAUCACUGAAAUUUACAUAAUGUCAGUGAACCCAGCAGUUGGGAAUAGUCUUUAGACAGAUGUUAAGUGGCGUUUCAUUCCUGUGCCAGCAGAUAGGUACCAUCUAAGCUGAAGUAUGUUUCUUUUGAAAUAUACUUGUUGUGAUUGGCUGUUUGGAAUUGUUGCACCCAUUUCUAAAUUUACAAAAAAAAGGUAUGCAAGAGCAUUUCAUUAUUUUUUGUGCAACUAGCUACGAUUGACAGUUAUUUUGCAACUAAGUUGUUUAUCAAGCAGAAAUGACUAAUACUCUUUUAAUUUGCUUUUUACAGUUUUAAAUGAUGUUUUGGUUUGGGAUUGUUGGUUAGGCAAAAGAAAAAAACAUUUGCAGUAAGAUCUUGGGCCAAAACAAAGUGCAAAAGAAUGUUUCACACAUAUUUUAGCUUCAGCUUUUAGUUAAUUUAAUUUAAUUAAAAAUAUUUCCUUCCUUAAGUCAAAAUCCCCCAAAUAACUAGUUUAAAAGCAGAAAAUUGUCAUAUUGGGUUCCUGCUUGAUAAAUCCUCUUUUAAUUAUCUAAACACAAUCUUCAAACUACAGUCUUGUUCCUGGUGUAAAUUUGUCCGUUUCAUGCGACUAACUUAAUGCAAAGUUUGAGCCAUAUUUACACAUAUCAGAUGGAGAAUUUAAAUAUUUCACUCACAUUUCAACCACUGCUCCCAAGAGCUACGGAGUGUUUAUUACCGACACCUAUCACUGGCACUGAUCACUUUGAUAACCCCCAUCCUUUGUAUAAAGAACAUAUUUGAUGCAGUUAUACCAAGCAUGAACAAAAAGAAUGCGUUUUAAACGGGGAAAACUAUAGUACCUUUGCUGUUGUCACGCUCCAUGCUGACUGUGUCCAGUCAGCCUCAGAGCUCAAACUUUGAUGUGACUUCUUCUUUGUGGUUUGUUUUUUCCCUCUUGAGUGUGUUUUGUGCAGCUUUAUUCUACUAAUCAGAAUCGUGAGCAGACCAUGCGCUGCUGAAAACACCCAAACGUCUCACUGAGGAGCACUUUCCUUCCUCUAUUGGACCCUUGCAAAGCACCUUGGGUGUCGUUUCCCUUCGUCUGUGUCCAGUGUUGUGCCUUUGACCUGUGUUGUGCACAGUUGUACUCCCCCCUUAUCAUUAGGUGCCUCUCAUACCCUAAAAAAAAACAUUAAGGCACCUGUGCGAGGUCUAAUGCGUGCUGUGGUCUUCAGCUUGGUUUCUAUUGUUGGUGUAUCAGUAUGAGGCAAGCCAAACAAAAACAAUUAACACUUGCAUUAUUUAAAGUUUUAUUAUAUAUACUUAAGCUGCUUUCUUUGUGCCAUUGCUUUUGAACUAAAACCACCCACAAUCCUUUAAACUCCUGGAGAUUCAAGCUUAUGUCCAUAUCUACUGUGAACACUGGUGGUGGUUGUCAACAGUAGCACAACCAGCCAAACUAGGGUUUUCCUCUUCUGCUUGUAUCUUAGUAAAACUCCAGCAGUGCACUUGUUAUUAGAAAUCAAUUUGACUAUAACCAACACUUGGCAGCUUCUAUUUUCUUGAGUUGCAUGCUCAAGCUUCCUAUGAUGACCCCAUUUUUUCAUGUUUGCAAUCAAUUUUUAAAGCACUUAAUGUACCUUUGUGAACCCACUUUGAUCUAACAAUGGUCGCACAGUUCAGUGGUUCCCAACUUUUUAUCGCAUCAGCCAUGCUAGCAACCUCUGUGGAUAACGCUACACAAAGAUUUAUAGUUCCCAGAGGAUGAAUAUCAACAGUUUUGCGGCUCACCAUCACUAGCAAAUAAUUAGUCAGCAUGUUAAUGUUCUAAACUAACUCAUGUCUAAAUGUCAGCAUUCGCUCAACGCACAGCUUUAAAGAGGAACUAGUAUUGACUGUCGACUCUUAGCGACGUGACUUGAUUCCUGUCAUUCUCAACUGUAAUUUGUGUCAGCAUAGCAUGCUAGCACACUAAGCUAAAAAUGGUUAAAAAGUAAAGUUUAUUCUAAACUUUCAGCUCAACGCAAGUCUACAGACUCUUAAUGGUAGCAUGGCUGCACUUAUUAACUAUAUUAGCGCAGAGACUAGUUUGUGAUAAGUGCUACAUGUAAGCUAGUUAGCAGGCUAGAGUUAGCAUUGGGCUCAAAGCAAUGCAGAACAUAAAAUCAGACUCUUUAUGCCAGCAUGGUUGUACUAUUCUAACAGUGGGACUUUAACAACUAGUUUGUGCUUAAGGUUAAUAAAAUAAAAGUAAGCAUGCUAACAGGCAAAAAUAAGGUACUUGCCAAGGAGAUAAUUGUACUUUCUAAAUUGAAGCAUGUUCACAGGCCAGUGUUAGUAUUUAGUUUGAAGCAGCGCCGCUUAACCAAGGUUAUUUUUACUAUUAGUUGUGUGACUUGCUGUAAAUGAGAAGUUAGUUCUUUGUACUAAUAAAAAAUGGUAGCAUGCUGACAGGCUAAACUAAAAUGGUUAAAGUUGUGCCCUCUAUAUUUAAGCCAGUUAGCAAGCUAGCGUUAACAUUUGGGUCAAGGCAAUGUUGUACUUAGCAUGAUUAUACUGUAUUAGCAGUGUGAUGUUAGUUUGUGUUUAGAACUAAUGAAACAUUUGAGCAUGCUAACAUGCUAAACUAAGAUGAUUAACACGGUAAAAUGUUGCCUUCUACAGUUAGCAGGCAUGUAAUAUUAGUAUUUAACUCAAAGCAGUAAUAAUAAAUAAAACUUUUACAAAAAGUUGGAAACCACUGACCUAGCUGACAUUUGAAGUGUAAUUUAUCUAAUCUUUAACUCGAACCACUUUUAUAAAAAAAAAAUAUAUAUAUAUAACUUUUGACCAUUUUGUUUUUAAUUCAACCUGCACUAGCUAGUCUACCGAUAAUGUGCAAUGUUAACAAAUCUGCAAAAAAAAUAAAUAACUGUAUCUCUGUUGUCUGGGCACGUGAAAAUAUGGGAGCAUGCAUUGUUCUAGAGAUUAUGGUGUCGUGUACUGGAUUUUGUCUGACCUCUGUGUUAGUGCAAAGUAUAUGUAAUGCAUGGUGGGGGGAGCAGAGGGACGGCAUGGCUCUGUGGUUUGUAGGUGUAGAUUUAAUGUGUGGAACAGUUGGUCUACAACUAGACAUAUUCUCUCUUCACAUGUUUUGUUCCUUGGUUGUUUUUGUACCUUUGUCACGUCAGUUUAACUUGACAGUAGAUGACACAUAGCUAGCUUUGAAUUACACAAAUUAACCAACCAGUCAGACUACAGACCUUUCUAACCCCCAACCUUGGUUUAUAUAGCAUUUAUGUGACCUGCAGGUCAACACCCCCAAAAAAGAGAAGAAGAAGAAGAAAAAAUAUUUUUUAAUUCAUGGAUCAUUUUGCCAGUUAAUCUGUAAACACCUGCAUGCGUUUGUGGACAUGCGCACUUGUACACUCAUUUAGCUGUAUUGAAAAUGUCACCUGUUAACUUACUUUGUGUUCAUUUAUAAACAGUAUUGAUGUCAAAUGUGAAUAUUGUCAAUGGAGACUGUGGAGAAAUGUUUGGAAGCUGACGAAACAUUUUGUCUGAUUGUUUGUUUCACAUUUAUUUAUUUUAUAUUUUUUGAAUUUUGUCUACCAAUGUUGUUUCUUUACAUGUAACAAUUUUAACAAAACCCAGUCUGGUUUUUAUUCAUAAAAUGUGUCUGUGUUUUAAAA
Messenger RNA from Mugil cephalus (flathead mullet), 6222 nucleotides. RefSeq names its product potassium channel tetramerization domain containing 2 (gene kctd2). Gene Ontology annotation, molecular function: cullin family protein binding. Gene Ontology annotation, cellular component: cytoplasm; Cul3-RING ubiquitin ligase complex. Lineage: Eukaryota; Metazoa; Chordata; Actinopteri; Mugiliformes; Mugilidae. The transcript has 6 exons. The record is from RefSeq and is a predicted model, not a curated record. Bases 355 to 1143 code for a protein of 262 amino acids. Gene Ontology annotation, biological process: proteasome-mediated ubiquitin-dependent protein catabolic process; protein homooligomerization.